AUGGCUUGCCAGCAUCUCGACUUGAUCGGGCUGACACCCCCUAACCCUUCUCAGUCCGUCUAUCGCGAAGAUUGUACUCAAUGUUUCGACUCCAUCGACGAUCCUGCUGGACUCGAUGUCUGCCUCCAGUGUUUCAACGGAGGAUGCGCUGGCGACCGUAACCAUGAUAGACUUCACUAUGCGCUGACCCAGCAUCCCCUCGCUCUCAAUAUCCGCCGCACAAGAAAGAUUGUCGAACGAGACGAACCACCCGCCAAGAUGUCCAAGCUAGCUAUCGCCGCCGAAACCGAGGAGGACCGAUAUGAUACAGCGCUGACCGUCAAAUGCCUCGACUGUAAUACCGAACUCGACCGAACACAUCCCAAGCUUGCACCUAUGGUUGACGGUAUUCUCAAGGCGAACACAUUUUCUCGAAAGGAAGAGGUCAAGGCAUGGGAACAGGAGCUGACCAGCUGCGAGCAUAUCUUGAUGCUUCAGCAAGCACCCGCCAAGAAGAUCGAGCAAAACGACUUGAGUCACUGCUACGCUUGCGACCUAGCGGAGAACCUUUGGCUGUGUAUUGAGUGUGGCAACCUAGGAUGUGGCCGUAAGCAGAUGGGUGGCGUAGACGGAAACUCACAUGCUCUCGCUCACGCGAACGAGUCCGGUCAUGGCGUCGCUGUCAAACUGGGAUCUAUCACGCCCGAGGGAACCGCCGAUAUUUACUGCUACAAGUGUGACGACGAACGAGUCGACGACAACCUGGGCGAACACCUGAACCACUGGGGCAUCGUGUUGGCGGAGCGUCAGAAGACGGAAAAGAGCUUGACUGAGAUGCAGAUCGAGCAGAAUCUCAAGUGGGACUUCAGCAUGACAACGGAAGACGGAAAGGAGCUCAAGCCUCUGUUUGGUCCUGGUCUGACUGGCUUGAAAAACCUCGGAAACAGCUGCUACCUUGCCAGUAUCAUCCAGUGUCUGUUUGACAUGCCGUCAUUCCAGGAAAGAUACUUCCGACCCAAUGACGAUCUGCCGAUUGUGCCCGAACCAGCUGCGGAUAUUGAGACUCAACUCCGAAAGACAGCAGAUGGACUUUUGUCUGGACGAUACUCUAAACCUGACGCUGAUGUUGCUGCAGAGGGAAUCACACACCAGAAGGGUAUUGCGCCAGCCAUGCUCAAGCACCUCAUCGGCCGAGGACAUGAAGAAUUUUCUACAAUGCGACAGCAGGAUGCACUCGAAUUUCUCCAGCACUUAUUCAAGCUCAUCACUCGAUCUCCUCAUCCCGAUGGAAAGGACCCUACACAACCCUUCCGCUUCGUUCUCGAACAAAGACUCCAAUGUCUGGGAUGCCACAAGGUGCGGUACAGCAGCAACGAGCAAGACAACAUUUUCAUCGACGUUCCCCUGGAAAAGCUACCUCGUGAGGAGGGUUCAGAGGGCCCAGAUGCUUACAAGCCCGUGUCACUCAAGGAGUGUCUCGAUAACUUCACAGGAGCAGAGAAGGUUGAGCUGACUUGCUCUGCUUGUGGAAGCAAGGAUGGCUUUACCAAGCGAUCGUUGUUCAAGACAUUCCCCGAUACCCUGGUCGUCAACGCACGAAAGAUGACUGUCGUCAAUUGGGUUCCUAUUAAGGUUGAUGUUCCUGUCCUUGUACCGGACGAGCCCUUCAACCUGGACGAGUAUCUAUCUAAGGGACUGCAGCCCGGAGAGGAACAACUGCCGGACGAGCCUGAGGUCAAAGCUCCCGCUUUCGAACCCGAUGCUGCCGCCCUCGCUCAGCUCGAAGCCAUGGGCUUCCCCCGCAACCGUUGCGAGCGUGCUCUUCACGCCACCGGAAACUCCGACGCCAAUGCCGCGAUGGAAUGGUUGUUCGGACACAUGGAGGACCCCGACAUUGAUGAGCCCCUCGAUCUUGGUGCUCAAAGUGGUGGCGCCAACACCGCUGACCCUGAGAAAAUCGAGAUGCUUGGAGCUAUGGGGUUCGGUGCCCCUCAAGCCAAGAAGGCACUGAAGGAGACAGGCGGCGAUGUUGAGCGGGCUGUUGAGUGGCUGUUUAGCCAUCCUGACGACCAAGGAACAUUUGAUGAUGAUGCUCCCGCCGAAGCAGCUGCAGCUGCUCCGAAGGAACCUGCUGGAAGUGCCGAUUUACCCGCUACUUUCCAACUUCGAUCAAUUGUGUGCCACAAGGGUACAAGUAUUCAUGCUGGACAUUACGUUGCUUUCAUCCGCAAGGCUUUGGGAGAUGCUAACGUUCCAACUUGGGUGCUCUUCAAUGAUGAGAAGGUCGUUGAAGCUCAUGAUGUUGAUGAGAUGCGCAAGUUUGCCAAUGGGCGAGGCGCAGUUGAAUUUGAAGAUAGGCCGGUUGCAUAA
Fusarium subglutinans is the source of this 2349-nucleotide messenger RNA. RefSeq names its product ubiquitin thiolesterase. The record is from RefSeq and is a predicted model, not a curated record. Gene Ontology annotation, biological process: protein deubiquitination. The transcript is spliced from 5 exons. Gene Ontology annotation, molecular function: protein binding; cysteine-type deubiquitinase activity; zinc ion binding. Bases 1 to 2349 code for a protein of 782 amino acids. NCBI's taxonomy places the organism in Eukaryota, Fungi, Ascomycota, Sordariomycetes, Hypocreales, Nectriaceae. Gene Ontology annotation, cellular component: nucleus; cytosol.